Molecule: messenger RNA, 1158 nt
Organism: Hordeum vulgare subsp. vulgare (domesticated barley)
Lineage: Eukaryota; Viridiplantae; Streptophyta; Magnoliopsida; Poales; Poaceae
Exons: 11
Coding region: 1-1158 (385 amino acids)
Biological process (GO): membrane organization; endoplasmic reticulum tubular network organization
Cellular component (GO): endoplasmic reticulum; membrane
Source: RefSeq, a predicted model, not a curated record
AUGUCGGCCUCGGCGGCGGACGCGGAGGAGGAGGCGAAGCGGGUGGUGGCGGCGGCCUACGACUACGAGGCCGACCCGCGUUGGGCCGACUACUGGUCCGACGUCCUCGUCUCGCCGCACCUGGCCACCCGCCCUGGCGUCCUCGCGCACUUCCGCUGCAAGUUCUACCAGAGUUUCACCGAUCGUGAUUUGGUGGUCGAGCCUAUGUCAACCACUGGUUCCACUCAGCCGAGCAGGCCAGACAUAAGGUCUUCACGUUCAGCAUCCAGUGAGAAUGUUAGGGCCCGCAAUUCAGGUUCUAGUUCCAGAUUAGCUGCCCCGCCAGCAGCAGCACCACAAGCAGGGGCUGCAAAUCCUUUACGUUUCGAUGCACGGACUAUACAUUUCUCUGUAAAUGCCUGGGUACUGGUUGUUGCUGGUCUGGGAAUGCUUCCAAUCUUUCCAAAACAUCUUGCAGAGAGAGCUUGCAAGCUUUCGUUGCUGGGAACAGUCCUCUCCUCAGGGUACUCUUUAUAUAGUACUUAUGGCAAACCAAGAGAAUUGAACAUGCCUGCAAUUCAGACUUGGUUGCAGUCAGUAGUUGGAGCCAAGGAUUUUAUCCGUUUAAGGUUCUCUCUGUUGCUCGUCACAUCUCAGCUGCACUUAAAGAUUGCUGUCCUCCCUGUGUUCUGUUGGGCGCUUGAUCAUGUUGCCAGAUUCCAAAGGCGUAACUUUUCCCGCUCGUCUUUCUACAGGGGAUACUUGGAAGAGCCUUGCCUUUGGGUGGAGACGAACAACACCACGCUCAGCCUUCUUUGCUCAAAUGCCGAACUGGCCUUGGGGUUUCUUCUAAUCAUAUCGCUGUUCUCGUGGCGGCACAACUUCAUACAGACAUUCAUGUACUGGGACGUGUUGAAGAUGAUGUACCGCGCGCCUGUGACAUCCAGCUACCACCAGAGCGCGUGGGCGAAGAUCGGGCGGACCGUCAACCCGUACAUCGACCGCUGCGCUCCGUUCCUCCAGACCCAGUGGCGACGACGACCUUCUCGCCCACCACGGGGGCCCGGAGGUGGCGGCGGCGGAGCAGGAGGCAAAGCGGGAGUUGAAGGAGAGAACAAAUUACUACACUACCCAACAACUUAUACAGAAAACACUUACACUGACUCUUCAAAUUCGUGA